Molecule: messenger RNA, 471 nt
Organism: Oldenlandia corymbosa var. corymbosa
Lineage: Eukaryota; Viridiplantae; Streptophyta; Magnoliopsida; Gentianales; Rubiaceae
Source: the annotation of a GenBank genome assembly
AUGGCUACAAAGCUGUGGGCAUCAAGGGCUGCUUCAUAUUUUAGGAUCUCAGUCUUCAACAACACCAGAGGCUUUGCCACUGUUGCCAAAAAUUUAAAGUACGCAGACUCUCAUGAAUGGGUGAAAGUAGAUGGCAAUGUAGCUACCGUAGGCAUUACUGAUCAUGCUCAAGAUCAUUUGGGUGAUGUUGUGUAUGUUGAAUUACCUGAAGUGGGAGCUGGAGUGACACAGGGCAGCUCUUUUGGUGCGGUUGAGAGUGUCAAGGCUACAAGUGAUGUGUACUCUCCUGUCUCCGGGAAAGUAGUUGAAGUUAAUGAGGUGCUCAAUGAUUCUCCUGGCAUGAUCAAUGGUAGCCCCUACGAAGAUGGGUGGUUAAUGAAGGUUGAGGUAAGCAACAAAGAUGAGCUGAAUACUUUGCUGGACGCAGAUCAAUACACCAAGUUUUGUGAAGCAGAAGAUGCAAAGCACUGA